UUCGGAUCGCGACGGUUCACUUCGAUCGCAGAUUGCCCGGCAGCAACAUGACGAGCCGCGACAACAACAAGCAAAUGGAGACCGACAUGGACGAGCAUGGCGAUAUGAAGAGCGAUGUCCUCAUGCAGGCCAGCAUUGCCAUGGAGCAGUACACGGACGAGAAGGACAUUUCCAAGCACCUCAAGCUCUGGCUCGAAGAAAAGUACGGCCCGACGUGGCAUUGCAUCGUCGGGUCCGAGUACAAGGUGUCGUUUACGUACGAGAGCAAGAAUUUCAUCAAAUUUAACGUUGGCAAGAAGUGCAUAACGCUCUUCCGCCACAACUAGCGCCCGCUUCCCAACCAUAUCUCUGUAAAUACCGUCAAAAUCCACCAUCAACAUUGUUCUUCUCU
Saprolegnia diclina VS20 is the source of this 391-nucleotide messenger RNA. RefSeq lists its product as hypothetical. The coding region runs from base 48 to 326 and encodes 92 amino acids. The record is from RefSeq and is a predicted model, not a curated record. The transcript is spliced from 4 exons. Gene Ontology annotation, biological process: microtubule-based process. Gene Ontology annotation, molecular function: dynein intermediate chain binding; dynein light intermediate chain binding. NCBI's taxonomy places the organism in Eukaryota, Oomycota, Saprolegniomycetes, Saprolegniales, Saprolegniaceae. Gene Ontology annotation, cellular component: dynein complex.